This is a messenger RNA of Sphenostylis stenocarpa, 747 nucleotides long. Lineage: Eukaryota; Viridiplantae; Streptophyta; Magnoliopsida; Fabales; Fabaceae. The record is from the annotation of a GenBank genome assembly.
AUGAUGACACCAAACUUGAACCUGGAUCCUGAAGAUAAUGUAAAAAUCUGCGGCCAAGUAGGAUCAGAUGAAAUGCUACAAGAAACAACACAUGAUUUUACUAUGGACAACAUCACCGGUUCCUCGUGUCUUACCAAGGCUGAUCCUGAUCCAGGUUCUCUAUCCCUUGACUUGACCCUCAACUUCAAUCCCGGUGAGGAAGAGUUGAAAGGCACAGGUGAUCCUGGCUGUGAAGUAGGAGGUGAAAUUCAUGCCUCAGCAUCAGCAAUUCCAAGAAUUUUCUCUUGUAACUAUUGUCGCCGGAAGUUCUUUAGCUCGCAGGCAUUAGGUGGCCAUCAGAAUGCUCACAAAAGGGAGAGGACAAUGGCGAAGCGUGCAAUGCGAAUGGGGAUGUUCGCGGACAGGUACACUAGCCUUGCAUCUCGGCCUCUUCAUGGUUCUGCUUUUCGGUCCCUUGGACUUGAAGCUCAUGCUGCAAUGCACCAAGGACAUGUGCAUUCACUGAGGGCUCCUGAUAUGAGGGCUGCGGCAAAAUUCGGGAAAGACUAUUUUCGAACACCAAUCUUUGUUGAAGAUGAUGAUGUUGGUCUGUUUUGGCCUGGCAGUUUCAGACAGGUAGAUGAAAGGGUUGGCACUGUUGUUAAUCUGAGGCAUGAUGAACAUGCUCAUAAUUCAAGUACUAGGUUUGUAGCAACUGAUGCUCCAGCACAGACAUCUGCAUCUCCUGAUCUCACUCUGAGGCUUUGA